CAUCGUGUCGCAGUCGCUUAGACCGACUUUACUACCCAUCAAAAUAUAUUCUAUACCUUCGUUCGCCAUCUUCUAGCCGUAUCACAUUCACGUAAUUCUGUUACGUAAGGAGGAUUGGUAAGAAAAAAAAAAAUUUCCAAAAGAAAAAAUGUUCACCGCAAUUAAAUCGGUGGCUACUAAAGCCGACAAUAAAAAAUUAAUAUCGGUUGUGAACCAAUUCAAUCGUCAUUAUGCUGCAAAAACUGCAGCAAAAGCUGGAGCAGUCGCUCAAGGUAAAGUUGUUGCUGUAAUUGGUGCCGUUGUCGACGUUCAGUUCCCGGAAAAUUUGCCACCAAUUCUCAAUGCAUUGGAAGUGGCAAAUCGUUCACCACGAUUGGUAUUGGAAGUAGCCCAACAUUUGGGUGAAAAUACCGUUCGUACAAUUGCCAUGGACGGUACAGAAGGUUUGGUUCGUGGACAAAAAGUUAACGAUACUGGUGAUUCAAUCAGAAUCCCAGUCGGUGCUGAAACAUUGGGCCGUAUUAUCAAUGUCAUUGGUGAACCAAUCGAUGAACGUGGUCCAAUCGAAACAAAUUUAUCGGCCCCAAUUCAUGCCGAAGCUCCGGAAUUCGUUGACAUGAGUGUCGAACAAGAAAUUUUGGUAACUGGUAUUAAAGUUGUCGACUUAUUGGCCCCAUACGCCAAGGGUGGUAAAAUUGGUUUGUUCGGUGGUGCUGGUGUCGGCAAAACUGUAUUAAUUAUGGAGUUGAUUAAUAACGUUGCCAAGGCCCAUGGUGGUUACUCAGUAUUUGCUGGUGUCGGUGAACGUACACGUGAAGGAAACGAUUUGUACAAUGAAAUGAUUGAGGGUGGUGUCAUCUCACUUAAGGAUAAAACCUCAAAAGUCGCACUUGUGUACGGUCAAAUGAAUGAACCACCAGGCGCCCGUGCUCGUGUUGCAUUGACUGGUUUAACUGUUGCCGAAUAUUUCCGUGAUCAAGAAGGACAAGAUGUGUUGCUUUUCAUCGACAACAUUUUCCGUUUCACACAAGCCGGUUCAGAAGUGUCAGCUUUGUUGGGUCGUAUUCCAUCAGCUGUCGGUUAUCAACCAACAUUGGCCACUGACAUGGGUUCUAUGCAGGAACGUAUUACCACCACCAAAAAAGGUUCCAUCACUUCGGUACAAGCUAUCUAUGUGCCAGCUGACGAUUUGACCGAUCCUGCUCCAGCCACAACAUUCGCCCAUUUGGACGCCACCACUGUCUUGUCACGUGCUAUCGCUGAAUUAGGUAUCUACCCAGCUGUCGAUCCAUUGGAUUCAACCUCCCGUAUUAUGGACCCAAACAUCAUUGGUGCUGAGCACUACAACAUUGCUCGUGGUGUGCAAAAAAUCUUGCAAGAUUAUAAAUCACUUCAAGAUAUCAUUGCCAUCUUGGGUAUGGAUGAAUUGUCCGAAGAAGAUAAAUUGACUGUUGCUCGUGCCAGAAAGAUCCAACGUUUCUUGUCACAACCUUUCCAAGUUGCCGAAGUCUUCACUGGUCAUGCCGGUAAACUUGUCCCAUUGGAAGAAACUAUCAAAGGUUUCUCAAAGAUCUUGGCUGGUGACUAUGAUCAUCUCCCAGAAGUCGCAUUUUACAUGGUCGGUCCAAUCGAAGAAGUCGUCGAAAAAGCCGAACGUUUGUCGAAGGAAGCUGCCGAUGCCAACUAAAUAACCAACAUCAAUUUUAAAUAUUCAAAAAUCC
Molecule: messenger RNA, 1721 nt
Organism: Contarinia nasturtii (swede midge)
Lineage: Eukaryota; Metazoa; Arthropoda; Insecta; Diptera; Cecidomyiidae
Gene: ATPsynbeta
Product: ATP synthase subunit beta, mitochondrial
Exons: 3
Coding region: 149-1687 (512 amino acids)
Biological process (GO): proton transmembrane transport; proton motive force-driven mitochondrial ATP synthesis
Molecular function (GO): proton-transporting ATP synthase activity, rotational mechanism; ATP binding; ATP hydrolysis activity
Source: RefSeq, a predicted model, not a curated record